GUAAAAAAAAAAUAAAAAAUUUUAUUACAACCCUAGCUUGAGUAUAAAAAAAAAAAAAAAAAAAACCCUAGAGAGCAAAGCAAAGCAACCUUGGUUUGUUUGUGCUAUAUUCUUCUUGGCUAUUCGGCACUGUGUUUGUUCUUUUUCAUUAAAAUUAACUCUUCACAUUACACAAAUUCACAAUUUCUCUUCCUUCACCGCCGCUAUAACAAUCUCUUUCCGUCCUCUUUCCAUCCAUCCAAUUUCCAUCGAUCGAAAUUCCUCUUUCUCUUUCGUCUCAUCGAACACACGAAUCUCGCUUUUUUAUUAACCUUUUUCUGUAAAAUCCGUGCGAAUCGAUCCAAUUAUUCGUGCGAAUCGAAAACCCUAAUUUGACAAAUGGGAAAGAAGAAGCCAACAAUACGCGACGACGAGAAUCCUCCGCAACAAGGUGGCGGUGGGAAAUCUAAGAAGAAGGCUCCGAUUAUCGAUGACGAUGAAUAUUCUAUCGGAACUGAGCUUUCGGAGGAAACGGCGGCUCCGGUGGUAGUGGAUGAGAAACCGGGGAAAAAGAAAGGUAAGAAAGGUAACGCUAAAUCUUCUGCUAAAGAUAAUGGUGAUGAUUUUGAUGUUGUUGAUGAUGAUGUGCCUGAAAUUGUUUUUGCUGGGAAGAAAAAGGGGAAAUCGAAGAAAAGUGGUGGGGGGAGUGUGUUUAGUGCUGCUGCUGGGUUUGGUUUGCUUGGGGAUGAGGAGGAUGGUGAUGAUAAGGAUAAGGAUGAUGAUGAUGAUGAGGAGAAAUCGGAGUUAAGAGGUGAAGGAGAUGGUGAUGAGGAUGAUGAACCGAUUGUUUUUACUGGGAAGAAGAAGAAGUCCUCGAAGGGUUCGAAGAAAGGAGGAGGUAGUUUGUUUAGUGCAUUAGAUGAGAUUGAUGAUGGGGAUGAGGAGAGUAAGGAUGAAAAGGCGGAGGAUGAUGAUGAUGAUGAAGAUAUAGGAUCGAUCACUUUCUCGGGGAAGAAGAAGAAAUCAUCUAAGUCUAAGAAGGCGGCUAGUUUACUGAGUACAGCUAUUCCGGAUGAGGAUAGUGUUUCUGUAUCAGAGUCUGCUAAAGGUGGCGAUGAAAAUGACGAGGAUGAUAUUUCUUUGGCGUUUACUGGUAAAAAGAAGUCUUCUAAAAAGAAGAGUGGUGGUGCUGCUGCCAAAGUGAGUGAUGAAAGUGUUGAUGCUGUUGAGGCUGAGAAGCCUAGUGUUGGAGAAGUGAGUAAUGCUAAUGUUGACAAUGGUAAUAUAAGUAAGAGUGAAGAGGUCGUUGGAAAUUCUAAAAAUAAGAAGAAGAAUAAGAAGAAGAGUGGGAGGACAAAAGAAGAGGAGGACGAUUUAGAUAAGAUUCUUGCAGAGCUUGGUGAAGCCCCUCCUACGGCAAAACCUGCUGCUCCUCCGCAGCAGGAUGAUAAAGUUCAGCCUGCUCCUGAAGUUGGUUCUGCAGCUGGUGCUUCAGUGGAAAAGGAGGGAGAAGAGGAUACUGUAGAAUCAGCUGCUGCAAAAAAGAAGAAAAAGAAGAAGGAAAAGGAAAAGGAGAAGAAGGCAGCGGCAGCAGCAGCAGCAGCCGGAAGUGCACCGGUUACUGAAACUGUAGAAGAGAAAGCUGAGUUAAGUGAACCAAAGAAAAAUGAUUCAAAGACCAACAAGAAAGUGCCAAAGCAUGUUAGGGAGAUGCAAGAACAAAUCGCUCGAAGACAAGAGGCUGAAGAGAGAAAGAGAAAAGAGGAGGAAGAGAAGCUAAGGAAAGAAGAAGAGGAGCGAAAAAAGCAAGAGGAACUUGAGAGACAGGCAGAAGAGGCUAAACGUAUAAAGAAGGAAAAAGAAAAGGAAAGACUAGCGAGAAAGAAGCUAGAAGGUAAAUUGUUUACUGCUAAGCAGAAAGAAGAGAACCGACGUAGAGAGAUAAUGUUGAGGCAGAUUAUCAAUAGCACCGGGGGUUUGACUCUUCCUUCUGGGGACACUGGUGCACCAGCCAAAAAACCCGUUUAUCAGACAAAGAAGGGGAAAUCAACUAAUCGAAAUCAUAAUGGUGCCGGUGCUGUCAAGACAGAUGAAAGUGUUGAAAAAAAGGAACCUACUGCUGAUUUAGAUUUGAAGGAACCGGAAAAGGUUGAAGAAGUGGAGUCGGUGAGAAUGGAGGACAAAGUUGAACUUCCUGAAGCUGUAGAAGAGGAUGCAGUGGAAGAUGAUGAUGAUGAGGUUGACUGGGAUGCAAAAGACUUUGAUGAUGUCAAUCUGAAUGGUAAGAAUGCAUUUGCUGAUGAAGAAGUUGACUCCGAGCCUGAACAGAUUGGCAAAAAAGAGAUUAAAAAUGUACCUGCUAAAAAUGCUGGUGCUAAAAAUAAAACUGUUUCGAAGCCUGUGGCUGAAGAAAUUGAAGACAGAAAGCAGGCCAAAGUUGUGGUUGAGGACAAAAAGAAAAAACACGAUCCACAACAGUCUGCUGUGCCUCCCAAGCCGAGUGAGGGGAACCUCCGGUCGCCAAUUUGCUGCAUCAUGGGUCACGUGGACACUGGAAAAACCAAGCUUCUGGACUGUAUUCGAGGUACCAAUGUUCAAGAAGGCGAGGCCGGUGGUAUCACCCAACAGAUUGGCGCAACAUACUUUCCUGCUGAGAACAUUCGUGAAAGAACUAAGGAACUGAAAGCUGAUGCAACACUGAAAGUUCCUGGUCUACUGGUUAUUGAUACUCCUGGCCAUGAAUCGUUCAAUAACUUAAGGUCUCGAGGUUCAGGUCUAUGUGAUAUUGCAAUUUUGGUUGUUGACAUUAUGCAUGGCUUAGAACCACAAACCAUAGAAUCACUCAAUCUAUUAAAAAUGAGGAACACCGAAUUCAUUAUUGCAUUAAAUAAGGUUGAUAGGCUUUAUGGCUGGAAAGUAUGUCGCAAUGCUCCAAUUCGUAAAGCAAUGUUGCAGCAGUCCAAGGAUGUUCAAAAUGAGUUUAAUAUGCGGCUCACUCAGAUUGUUACUCAGUUCAAGGAACAAGGGCUAAAUACUGAAUUGUAUUAUAAAAACAAAGAAAUGGGAGAAACAUUCAGCAUUGUUCCUACAAGUGCAUUAAGUGGUGAAGGAAUCCCAGAUAUGUUAUUACUAUUGGUUCAGUGGACCCAAAAAACUAUGACCGAAAAACUUACGUACAGUGAAGAAGUACAGUGUACUGUUUUGGAAGUCAAGGUUAUUGAAGGCCAUGGAACUACUAUAGAUGUUGUUUUAGUUAACGGCAUUCUUCAUGAAGGAGAUCAAAUAGUUGUAGCUGGAAUGCAGGGUCCAAUUGUUACCACAAUUCGAGCUUUAUUGACACCUCAUCCAAUGAAGGAACUUCGUGUUAAGGGAUCAUAUAUCCACCACAAAGAAAUCAAGGCUGCGAUGGGUAUCAAAAUCACUGCCCAGGGACUUGAACAUGCUAUUGCUGGCGCAAGUUUAUAUGUGGUGAAGCCUGAUGAUGAUUUGGAAUAUAUUAAAAAGUCGGCCUUGGAAGACGUGGAGUCAGUCUUGAGCAGAAUUGACAGGAGCGGUGAGGGCGUUUGUGUCCAGGCAUCUACCCUUGGCUCAUUGGAAGCAUUACUGGAGUUUUUAAAAACUCCAGAAGUGAACAUUCCUGUUAGUGCUAUAAACAUAGGCCCUGUACAUAAGAAGGAUGUGAUGAAGGCCAGUGUAAUGCUUGAAAAGAAACGAGAGUAUUCUACUAUAUUGGCAUUUGAUGUCAAAGUCACUCCUGAAGCUAGGGAACUUGCAGAUGAAUUGGGUGUGAAAAUUUUUAUUGCGGAUAUCAUUUAUCAUUUAUUUGAUCAAUUUAAGGCUUACAUGGACAACAUUAAGGAGGAGAAAAAGAAAGAAUCUGCUGAUGAGGCAGUCUUCCCAUGCGUUCUGAAGAUCUUACCAAAUUGCGUCUUCAACAAGAAGGAUCCGAUUGUUUUGGGAGUUGACAUCCUUGAAGGCAUUUUAAAGAUUGGAACUCCAAUUUGUAUUCCUUCCCAAGAGUUCAUUGAUAUUGGUCGCAUUGCCUCCAUUGAGAAUAACCAUAAACCGGUCGAUUAUGCAAAGAAAGGGCAGAAAGUAGCCAUUAAGAUUGUUGGCAGCAAUUCUGAGGAACAGCAGAAAAUGUUUGGGAGGCAUUUUGAGAUUGAUGAUGAGCUUGUAAGCCAUAUUUCGAGAAGAUCUAUUGAUAUUCUCAAAACUAAUUAUCGGGAUGACCUGUCUAUGGAUGAAUGGAAGCUGGUGGUGAAAUUGAAGAGUCUUUUCAAGAUACAAUGAGACUUGAGCUGUAUUUUUUCAAGAGAGUAUUCAUUUAUGAAAAACAAGGUUUUAGUGAAAUGUUUGGUAUGAUGCCUAACUUCGAAGGAUUUUUGUGAGGAUGAUAUUGGGUUCACCUUGGAGACUGAAAAUUCAUCACAAUGAUGCAUAUAGAAGGCAUUUUAUGGUGGCAGCGUGACUUGUAAAAGAAACUUCUAUGCUUUUGCAGCUAGGAAUCUGGCCAAAAGGGUAACUAUCAAAAGGACAAAAGGUCCAAAUUUUGUGAUUUACUAUACACAUCUGUGGUAUACAUGGGAGCAAAUAAGAGUUUAAUUUGCAAUUGUUCUUUUUGAGGGAAAGCAAAUAUUCACGGGAGUACUUACCAUGUGACAUAAAAUUGUUCACUUUAUUGUGUACAAAUUUUCCUUUUGUAACCAAGCCAUGGUAUUUGACGUCGAGUUAUAUGCAUAUUUUGGUGUUCCUUGCCAAGCAUUUUGGUUGUGGAAACCGGCAUGGAUAUGUAUACUUGUUUGGAUAUACAUGUGAUUUAUUUGUUUUGGCAUAUUUUCCACACGGAGAUUCAUAUUACUACCUUGUUUGUGUAGUGCACUAAUA
Messenger RNA from Trifolium pratense (red clover), 4866 nucleotides. RefSeq names its product eukaryotic translation initiation factor 5B. Gene Ontology annotation, molecular function: GTPase activity; GTP binding; translation initiation factor activity. The record is from RefSeq and is a predicted model, not a curated record. The transcript is spliced from 12 exons. Lineage: Eukaryota; Viridiplantae; Streptophyta; Magnoliopsida; Fabales; Fabaceae. Bases 379 to 4272 code for a protein of 1297 amino acids.